AUGGAAAGCAUAAAUCGCAGACGGCCCAUUACGCGAACCAGAACGGGUUGUCACCCUUGCCGGCGUCGGCGUCUUAAGUGUGAUGAAGGCAAACCGAUAUGUCGCGCUUGUUCUCGGAGUGGUCUUAACUGCGAUUUUCAACCCCGAUUUGUCUUUCGAGACGACACUGCCUCGAUUCGAGAGCGGGUCAUCAGGACUGAACAAGAGAAAUGGGAUGCGAUUCGCGAAAUCGAUGGACAGAGCAGACUCGGUUCUUCUCGCCGGUCUCCGCGGACAUAUUCCCGAAGUAGCCCUGCAAGUCCAGCCGUCGUACAUUCCGACUCCUACUUAGUCCAAGCCUCACCGCGCGCAGACUGCUCGAACCCAUCACUAACCCUGAGCUCUGAUACACAUGUACUCGAUGGAACAACACAAGAUGGGAGGUCUCACGAGGGUGAAUCAACAAAUAAUGAUCGCUACGGACAAACAUCAAAGGCCGUCUGUGAGGAUGCGCGCAUUGAAUUGCUCCAAAUGGAACAAGACUUGGUCCCUAUCCCUGAGCAAGACGAUUCAGUUCACGUUCAAAGCGAUCAUUGCCCAGACUCUAGAGAUGGUGAUAAUCCGAUGGCCAAUUGCGCAGCUCUUGAAGCAGUAGCGCGUCAACCGAUACGACACAAUCGAACCGAAUCCCUGGCUUCCUGGCCUUCACCGGAUUUCACAAAUCUCGGAGAGACUGGCGCACUUCAGUCAGGCGAGUCACCUGCGAUCCCUGGGUUUUAUCAAGAAUCUUCCUCAGACCAGUCUCUCGAGUUGGACCUGGAACCUGUCACUUUAGCCUACUAUAAUCAUCGACAGCCACCCAAAGCCUUUGACAGCCAAGACCUGUCAGAUCCCGACUUGAAGCUUCCCAUCGACCCCUCUAAAGAAGCAUGGAUCUUGAGACAAUGGCGUCUCCUCCUGCCUCGGUUACCGCCGGCUUUCUCCCAGAUUGACUCAUUUAUUCGAGAUUACGAAGUCGUCAAGUUUGCUGCGUUUGCCUUGGCAACUUCAGGUAUCGAUCGAGCCAGUACCGACACCCUCAACCCAAGUACCUCGAAAAGAUACGAAAGCCUUGCAUACUAUAGUCAUGCUCUCAAGAUCUUUGCGACCGGCGGGCUAAACGGAGUCGGAAAGAUUGAAAUAUGCGCAAGACUCGCAGUAUUAAUUCAGUUCAUCUACUUUGAGCUUGGCUCAGGUACAGUCUACGGAAGGAUUUGCCAUCUUCGAAAGUUUGACGAUCUCGUCUUGUCCGACUAUGAUGAAAUAAUGCAGUCAACCAUGGGAACUCAGCUGGUGAUAAUAUGGGCCGGCCUACGAGCUCAGCAUGUGGCCGACACUGUUCCGUUCUACUCAGGAGGUUUUCCUACCUUAUUUGAACGAUCAACCAUUCAAGCAGAUGUGGAUAGACUCAUUAAGCUCACGUCGUCAACAUACCCGCUACUUACAUCUUGCCUGUCUACUGUUAGUCGGGCCUCUGACCUUUUACUACUGAUGGAUGUUGUCGGCGCGGAUUCGUCCAAUCCGAUUUACCGCAAAUGGAUAUCCCUAAUGACGCAGCUUGGUCAUCGACUCCCCCGACAUGGACUUUUCACAUCCCAACCGACAGAAUUACUCCGUAUUUUACAAUCUCAGAGGGAGCGCCUUGAUGAAUGGGAAGCAUCACUACCAUUGACCGAAAGACCGGUGGAACGCUUUUCAUCUCACACCUUUGGGACAGUGAAUAAAUAUUCCCACCUCCAGGUACAUCCACUUCAAUUUACUACUCACGAAGCAGCCAUGAACUACUUGCUGUAUUGUUGCGUGCAGUUGUACGCAGCUUCUACCAAUGAGUUUCUUGGCACCACGUGUUGGUCUGCAAUGAAAACUCCAGAUCAAACUGGAAAUGCAAGUGUGAACCCAUGGGUACUUCUAACUCUCCGUGUGGCAGCAGGGCUAGACAUACAAGCUUGCCUUUUUAAAAACAUCUAUCACAUCGGUGUGACGUGGAUAUUGGAGCGAGUGGCACUGAGAUGUUGCUCGCUUGAAGUUUUAACGUGGAUUGAUGAUUAUCUGCGCAAGAUGGAGGCUCAAGGGGUCUACGAAGGCGGUGUCCCAAUAGCGUUGUUCCGAAGAGCUGUCACAAACAUGAUUGGAGAAUGGAAAAGAGGUCGGGUGGUGAACUUGAUUUAUACGUCUUGGGAUCAGUUCCAUGAGAAAGAAGAGCUUUGCAAAGCCGGUACCAAGGGAAUCCAUGCUCGAGCUGUACUUCAUGGGACAGUCUGGGCUGGCGAAGGAAAUGGCUCGAAGGACUGCAGACCAUUUGUUGAUGUAGUUGAAAAUUUUUGA
This is a messenger RNA of Ilyonectria robusta, 2343 nucleotides long. RefSeq lists its product as uncharacterized. The record is from RefSeq and is a predicted model, not a curated record. Lineage: Eukaryota; Fungi; Ascomycota; Sordariomycetes; Hypocreales; Nectriaceae. Bases 1 to 2343 code for a protein of 780 amino acids. The transcript is spliced from 2 exons. Gene Ontology annotation, biological process: positive regulation of transcription by RNA polymerase II. Gene Ontology annotation, molecular function: DNA-binding transcription factor activity, RNA polymerase II-specific; transcription cis-regulatory region binding; zinc ion binding. Gene Ontology annotation, cellular component: nucleus.